AUGUCUUUUGUUAACCCUUUACCAUCCCUCCUUGCCUUUGUCACGCAAUACAUUCAUUCAAACCCGUUCGAGCUCAAAUCGAUCAGUAUCUUCAUUAAAUUCACUUUCUUCUUCAUUGUCAUUAAAGGCAAGUCCUCUCUCUCUUUCUUUUUUUUUUUUUACCUUUUCUUAAUUUUUCUCAUCGCCUUCAACCUUUUUUCUUUUUUCCUCACAUUUCUUCUUCCUCUUCGCAUUUUCUUCUUCCUCUAUAUAUUUCUUCUUCCUCUUCACAUUUUCUUCUUCCUCUAUAUAUUUCUUCUUCCUCUAUACAUUUCUUCUUCCUCUUCACAUUUUCUUCUUCCUCUAUAUAUUUCUUCUUCCUUUUCACAUUGUCCUCUUCCUCUAUAUAUUUCUUCUUCCUCUUCACAUUUUCUUCUUCCUCUAUACAUUUCUUCUUCCUCUAUACAUUUCUUCUUCCUCUUCAUAUUUUCCACUUCCUCUAUACAUUUCUUCUUCCUCUUCACAUUUUCUUCUUCCUCUAUACAUUUCUUCUUCCUCUAUACAUUUCUUCUUCCUCUUCACAUUUUCCUCUUCCUCUAUACAUUUCUUCUUCCUCUUCACAUUUUCUUCUUCCUCUAUACAUUUCUUCUUCCUCUAUACAUUUCUUCUUCCUCUUCACAUUUUCCUCUUCCUCUAUACAUUUCUUCUUCCUCUUCACAUUUUCUUCUUCCUCUAUACAUUUCUUCUUCCUCUAUACAUUUCUUCAUCGUCUUCACAUUUUCCUCUUCCUCUAUACAUUUCUUCUUCCUCUUCACAUUUUCUUCUUCUCUAUACAUUUCUUCUUCCUCUAUACAUUUUUCUUCUUCCUCUUCACAUUUUCCUCUUCCUCUAUACAUUUCUUCUUCCUCUUCCUCUAUACAUUUCUUCUUCCUCUUCACAUUUUCCUCUUCCUCUAUACAUUUCUUCUUCCUCUUCACAUUUUCUUCUUCCUCUAUACAAUUCUUCUUCCUCAAUACAUUUCUUCUUCCUCUAUACAUUUCUUCUUCCUCUUCACAUUUUCCUCUUCCUCUAUACAUUUCUUCUUCCUCUUCACAUUUUCCUCUUCCUCUAUACAUUUCUUCUUCCUCUUCACAUUUUCUUCUUCCUCUAUACAUUUCUUCUUCCUCUUCACAUUUUACUCUUCCUCUAUAUAUUUCUUCUUCCUCUAUACAUUUCUUCUUCCUCUUCACAUUUUCUUCUUCCUCUAUAUAUUUCUUCUUCCUCUUCAUUUCUUCCUCUAUAUAUUUCUUCUUCCUCUUCACAUUUUUCUUCUCUUCUUCCUCAAUACAUUUCUUCUUCCUCUUCACAUUUUCUUCUUCCUCUAUACAUUUCUUCUUCCUCUAUACAUUUCUUCUUCCUCUUCACAUUUUUCUUCCUCUAUAUAUUUCUUCUUCCUCUAUACAUUUCUUCUUCCUCUUCACAUUUUCUUCUUCCUCUAUACAUUUCUUCUUCCUCUUCACAUUUUUCUUCUUCCUCUAUACAUUUCUUCUUCCUCUUCUACAUUUUCUUCUUCCUCUACAUUUCCUUCUUCCUCUUCACAUUUUCCUCUUCCUCUAUAUAUUUCUUCUUCCUCUAUACAUUUCUUCUUCCUCUUCACAUUUUCUUCUUCCUCUAUACAUUUCUUCUUCCUCGAUACAUUUCUUCCUCCUUCUUCCUCUUCAUUUUCUUCUUCCUCUAUACAUUUCUUCUUCCUCUUCACAUUUUCCUCUUCCUCUAUAUAUUUCUUCUUCCUCUAUACAUUUCUUCUUCCUCUUCACAUUUUCUUCUUCCUCUAUACAUUCUUCUUCCUCAAUACAUUUCUUCUUCCUCUAUUUCAUUUCUUCUUCCUCUUCAUUUUCCUCUUCCUCUAUAUUUCUUCUUCCUCUUCAUUUCUUUUUUCCUCUAUUAUUUCUUCUUCCUCUUCACAUUUUCCUCUUCCUCGAUACAUUUCUUCUUCCUCUUCACAUUUUCCUCUUCCUCUAUACAUUUCUUCUUCCUCUUCACAUUUUCUUCUUCCUCUAUACAUUUCUUCUUCCUCUAUACAUUUCUUCUUCCUCUUCACAUUUUCUUCUUCCUCUAUACAUUUCUUCUUCCUCUUCACAUUUUCUUCUUCCUCUAUAUAUUUCUUCUUCCUCUUCACAUUUUCUUCUUCCUCUAUACAUUUCUUCUAUCUCUUCACGUUUCUUCUUCUGUGUCACAUUUCUUCUUUCUCUUUGCAUUUCUUCUUCUGCGUCACAUUUCUUCUUCACAUUUUCACCUCGCUCUUCACAUUUCUUUUUCCUCUUCACAUUUCUUCUUUUUACAUUUCUUCUUCACAUUUCUUUUUCUUUUUCAUAUUUCUUCUUUCUUUGCGCGUUUCUUUUUCUUCUUUUCCAUAUUUAUAGUACUUUUCUUCUUGUUCUUCAUCUUCAAAUUUCUUCGUUUUCACACUUUUUCAUUCACACACACAUUUCUUCUUCACAUCUUCUUUUGCCUUGUGGAUGCAACAUCUAUCCGGGAUGGCAUUGUGAGCCAUUUUGGUUGCGUCACUCUCUAUCUCUAUCUCAUUCUCUCUCUCUCUCUCUUUCUCUCUCUAUCUCAUUCUCUCUCUCUCUCUCUCUUUACUCUUUUUCUCUCUUCUCUUUCUCUCUCUAA
Molecule: messenger RNA, 2631 nt
Organism: Acanthosepion pharaonis
Lineage: Eukaryota; Metazoa; Mollusca; Cephalopoda; Sepiida; Sepiidae
Source: the annotation of a GenBank genome assembly